Molecule: messenger RNA, 1443 nt
Organism: Mesorhabditis belari
Lineage: Eukaryota; Metazoa; Nematoda; Chromadorea; Rhabditida; Rhabditidae
Source: the annotation of a GenBank genome assembly
AUGCCUAUUUUCUUUGCGCUUGACGCUAAAAUUGCUGAUGAUGUAACGCCAACUUCCGUUCUUGGACUAGUUAAACUUUCUGAAGUUGAAACCGUCGGGCAAAUGGUCGACAAUUUUACAGCAAUUGAAGAAAAGAAUCUAUGGAGAGCUAUCGUUUCUGUGCAAACGCUUCGACGCUAUCCAUUUCCAAAGGGCCUCAAUGUCCUUUCCGUUGACCACUGUUCCGGCAGAAAUUCGAAGUUCCAUUCUUCAAUCGAUUCGUCCCAAGGAAUUCCUGAAAUUGAUUCGGCCAAUCGGCAGAUUCGACAUCAUUCCCUAUCAAAUGGACCAUUUCCGAAAAAGCUCAACCUUAGCGAGUCGCCCAUAGCGAUGGCAAUACAAGAAUUCGAAGAAAAUAAAGAAAUCGGCCGGGGAGCAUUCGGCUUUGUUCAACUCAUCGACAAACGACCACCAAUAGCAGCGAAAUGGAUUUUGAGGAGCACGGAAGGCCCAAUGCCAGAGAUAUCGCCAAAAAGUGAUCUCUACGCUGUUGGAUUGAUUCUUUGGGAGAUCGUGGAAAGAGAAAAAGUAUUCCGAGAGUAUACAACCGACUAUGAAUUUUUCAUGGCAAUGUAUCUGGAAGUGGUAAAACUCGGGCUACCAAGCUGUGACGUGGAAUUGCGGGAUAUUAUUAUGAGUUGCGCUGAGUUCGAUGCACAGAAGCGACCGUCUAUUCAGGAUCUCUAUUCAAGGGUUGUUCAGCUUAACGAGAGGUAUCACGGUGGUGACAUUGAUCCUGAAAUCAGAAAAGACGAGACGAAGCUUUUGAGGCCGUUUGGGGGAAAAGGUGACUAUCCACCUGACUCUAGAGAACCAAGAGAUUCGGGCAAUUCGACGGAUUCGGAGAAAACUGUGACUCCUAACAAAUUUCUAAAAAUAACUCCAUACAAACGAAUCGAUACACCGAUUCCUGGGCGGGUGAAUGUUGCCGGUCAACAUCAAGUGCUCAAAAUUGUGAAAGAGAUCGAAAAUAAGAUACAUAAGCCAGUUGUGGUCAAUUCGGUGGUCACCUGGGACAAGUACAUCAAUCAUUUGACCAACUCGUGCAAUUACAUUCAACGAGCCGCUAUUCUUGGUUACCCCUCUGGAGAAGUGUGGGCGCGAACUAGGGAAGAGAAUCUCUUCAAGGCGACCAAGGCAGAAUUGAAAGCAUUGCUCUCGGGAUUCAGCGAUUCAGCCGAAUUGACUACGCGCGGAGUUGAUUUAGAGAAAGUUCACUACCUUGUAAUCCGUGCCAACAAUGAAAUGAUUUUCGGGAGAACUCGAUUCAGCGGCUUCUUAUUAUUAAAGACACGGACGGUGGCGUUGGUGGCUGUCUACGAGGCAAGAGACUGGAGAGAUACAGACAUUUUGGUGUAUGGCGUCCUCGAGCGGCUGACUCGCCACCUCGAUACUGCUGGAUAU